AUGAGGGUCAGCUAUCUGCAAACCAUUCUGGUCAGCCUCGCCUGCCGAGUCUCGGCUCAAGCCGAGUUCUCCACCACAAACUUCAAGGGAGCCUUGGCAGACGGCUCGCAAGUUCUCGAGUCACUUCGACCUGCUUCGAACCCGGACUUCGACUUCUCGCCUUCGGAUGUCUUCUCGCUUCGAAAUUCCGAAGGGAACUAUCAUACCGGUGACCUGACUUUCCGCUAUCGUGUUGGCAGCCAGGCGUGGCAGGAUGGGAACACCGCCGCGAGUCGAACCCCGGUCGAGAAGAUCAACGCCCAGGAUGUUAUCGCCGCGGCAAAUUUGAAUCCCGUCCUCAGUGAACCGAGUUCCACCCUGGACACCACACGGGAGUGGAUCGAUGUUGACGGUGAUCUUGGUCUCCGAUUCACUCUCAGCAAUGUCGCGAACGACGAUGUGGAAAUUGGCAGUCUGGGAUUUCCCAUUGAGUUCAACAACAUCUUCACGAACCGCUCCGCCGUGGAUACGCGAGAGAAGUGCGUUCUCCUGGAUCCUUACAUUGGCCUCCACUCAGGAUAUGUUCAAGCCACGCGCCUUUCGGGGACUGGUCCCGCUCUUGUCGUCACGCCAUUGACUGACCAGACCAAGUUUGAAGCCUGGCGAUUCCUCCCGGAGGAGUACGGCUUCGUAUACUACCAAUCGCAAACUUAUGAAGGGAACUACGAGUGGCAGGUUUACACCAAAGCAUGGGCAGAGAACGAGUGGAGCGGCGUCGAUCCAUGGAACGAGCCGACUUCUGUUACACUGAAGUCUGGAGAGAACAUCACGGUCGGGCUGCGAUUCUCUUUGGCACCAUCAAUCCCAGAAAUCGAAGACACUGUCAUUGGCGUCGAUCAGCCUGUGGCCGUUGGCAUACCCGGCUAUGUUUUGCCCACCGAUGUGGUCGGAAAGCUCUUCCUGCACACCAACUGGACUGUGUCGUCUCUCACCACGACCCCUGCCGACGCUUUUGAGAUCAGCGAGCCUCGUUCCCUUGACGGCGCGGCUGAAUACAGUCUUACCCCGUCGAAGAGUGCCUGGGGCCGAGUGAGACUGGACAUCAAGUACGAGAACGGAAAGACGCAGACCGUCCAUUACCGCAUAACUAAACCUGCUCCCGAAGUUAUUAAGGACUUGGGUAACUUUUUGACCACGAAGCAACUGUUCGAAGACGAAUCAGAUCCGUUCGGACGUGCCCACUCGAUCAUUACGUACGAUCGUUCUGUAGAUGAAAUCGUCACCCAGGACGCUAGAGUAUGGAUGGCCGGGAUUAGUGACGAAGGAGGUGCCGGUUCUUGGCUUGCUGCCGCUAUGAAGCAGUCAGAACAACCUUCAAAGUCCGAAAUCAGCACUCUUGAGACUUUCGUCUCAGAAGUCGUCAAUGGCACAUUGCAGGUCUCUGAUUACGGCGUCCGCAAGAGUGUAUUCUUCUACGACCCCGAGCAGAUCGACUACGCCUACAGCUCUGAUAUCGAUUGGACCAGCUGGACAUCUUGGAACAAGGAAGCAGCCUACGCAGUUGAUAGAGCAUACGACUAUGUCCACGUCACAGCGCUAUAUUGGUCGUUGUAUCGUGCUGGUCGGGCGUAUCCGGAACUCUUGACGCAGCAAAACGCCACGUACUACUUGCUCCAAGCGUACCACACCGUCACCUACAUGGCCGAGGCAAAUGGAGUCGGAUACCGGGAUGUUGGUCUUAUGGGCGAGACGGUGUUUGGUGAGCUGCUCAAGGACUUGGGCGCUGAGGGAUAUGAAACGGAAGCGACGAAGCUCAAAGGAGACAUGCAACAGCGCGCAGAACUUUGGGCCAGUCAGGAUGAUCCUUUCGGCAGCGAGCAGGCCUGGGACUCUACUGGACAGGAGGGAGUUUACUACUGGGCCAACUACUUUGGCGAUACAGAGCUCGCUAAGAGUGCAGUCAGUUCCAUCAUGGGGUACAUGCCUACUGUGGCACACUGGGGCUGGAAUGGAAACGGGAGGAGAUACUGGGACUUCAUUUACGGAGCCAAGCUCCAACGCAUUGAACGCCAAAUCCACCACUACGGCUCUGGUCUCAACUCGCUGCCUCUCCUCUCGCAAUUCCGCAACGAGCCCUCGAACUUUUACCUCCUGAGAGUCGGCUACGGCGGCAACCAAGGUCCGCUCACCAACAUCGACGAGGAAGGCUUUGCCUCCGCCGCAUUCCACUCCUACCCCGACACCCUGAAAUGGGACGACUACAGCGGUGACUACGGUCCCAACUUCCUCGGCCAUGCUCUCGGUGCCGCAACUUACAUUGUCCAGCACGAUGUGUACGGCUGGCUCUCGUUUGGUGGCAACGUCAUCAGCAGUGACGACGGCACAGUGACGGUCAAGCCACUGGACUCGGCCCGCAGGAGGGUCUUUGUCGCGCCGGUCGGCUUGUACGUCUCUAUUGAUGCGGGUGUCAUCGACACGGUCACAUAUGCCACGGCGUCGAACAAGGUCACGGUCAGUGUGGCACAGGGUGACGUCGCGGCAGAAUCGGCGCUGGUGAAGUUUGAGCAGACGGCGGAUGGUGUUGGAUCUAUCAACUUUACGACGACAGGGCUGGAGCAGCAGAGGGGCGGAUGGGUGUUGCCGUUGGGAAGCGAGUCGGCGAAGGUGGAGUUUGCGCCGGCUUGAGCCUUGUGCACAGCGGUAAAUCGGACCUUGGUUCAAUAAACUUUCCCGAAGUUUGGCUUUUGUAUACUUCUCUGAUUAUGUACCUGUAUGUAUUCGAGUCAUCAGUCUAUUUGUAUCUUCUUGGCACAGUCAUACUGGCAAUCAGUUAAAAAACAACCUUGAGGAGAAAGUGCCCACUCAGGCUAAUCUGAUAAGCUUACAUCUAAUGCAACUGGUUUUUGGAUUCAUCCUGCUCGCUUGCCUUGGGGGUGGUGGGUUGCCUUUGUAAUCGAUCCGGACUCAAUAUUUGAAAAGAAGCUCUUAGUGAAGAUUUCCAAAGUGGAAAGCUUGGGACAAGCGCAAGGAACAGAUAUCGAAACAGCAAAGAACGGAACAAGUGACAGUAUGCUGACCUGUUCCAAAUUCGACAGAUAGAAAUCUGCCUGCGGCAUAUUCUCGAAUAAUGGCAAAAAAAAAAAGGG
Aplosporella prunicola CBS 121167 is the source of this 3125-nucleotide messenger RNA. RefSeq lists its product as uncharacterized. Bases 1 to 2664 code for a protein of 887 amino acids. The transcript is spliced from 4 exons. Lineage: Eukaryota; Fungi; Ascomycota; Dothideomycetes; Botryosphaeriales; Aplosporellaceae. The record is from RefSeq and is a predicted model, not a curated record.